UUUCCAAGAAAGUACUGAUACCUUAGAUGCUACCGUUUGUUUGUCGUGGUUUUGUUAGAAGAAUACAGCGAUUACAGCCAAUAUUAAACAGAAACAUGGCUUCACAUGACAGUGAAAGAUCUAACAGAUUAAUAUGGAUUGAUUUAGAGAUGUCAGGAUUGGAUAUAGAAAAAGAAAAAAUAAUAGAAAUAGCCACUAUUGUUACAGAUGCUGAGCUAAAGAUUAUUGCUGAGGGACCUAACCUGAUUGUAAAUCAAGACAAAUCAAUUAUGGAUAACAUGGGACAAUGGUGCACAAAUCAACAUGGCAAGAGUGGCCUAACCCAGAAAGUAUUGGAGAGUAAAAUCAGCCAGAAAGAAGCUGAAAGUCAAGUACUGGAGUUUUUAAAGAAACAUACAGAUGCUGCUAAAUGCCCACUAGCUGGAAACUCAAUAGCUUGUGAUAAGAUGUUUCUACAGAAAUAUAUGCCAGAAUUAACAAAACACCUCCAUUAUCGCCUAGUAGAUGUCAGCACAAUAAAAGAGCUCUGCAGACGUUGGUAUCCAAAGGUAUAUGAUGAAUCACCUGAAAAAGCUUUAAAACACAGAGCUUUAGAUGAUAUAAAGGAGAGUAUUAAAGAGCUCCAAUAUUAUAGGGAAAAGAUAUUUGUUUCAAAUAAACUAUAGAAGGGAGACUCGAUGCUUAUGGUAAAGGUGUACAAAUCUUGUGCUUAUUAUAACUAUGGAUAACUGUGCUUAUUAUAAUUAUGGAUAACUUUAAUUAAGUCAUAUUACUUAACCAACUCCCUCUAUAUCAUUUGAAUCCAAUAAAAAUGUUAAUUUUAUAUAGCUUCACUUUGCCUUUUUUGACAGAAAAUUAUUUACAUUAUCAUUAUCUCUAUACAAUUGCAUAAUAAAUGGGAGCUUUUGCUUGAAUUACAUUGAGAUUAUUCCACCAGUUUGUUAUAAAAUAUUACCUGUUUAAUAAAACUAUUUUUGGAACAGGAACUGUGCCUUAAGCGCUACUCAUCUUUUUAAAAGAUUAUAAGGCUCCCAAUUCAACUACAAUCGACAUGAAACCUGGCAUGCAUGUUGCUUGGACAAUUGUGCAUUGAUUGACAGCCUUCGAUUUUUAAUGUUUGGUUCCUGGUCCAUAUAGUACUAUCAUACUUGUUAUCAUUGAAUGUUGUGAAAAUAAUGUACUCUUUGUAAUUUUUAAGGUUUAUCUUAAAAAUAAAUGGCUUUAUUCAUA
Messenger RNA from Patella vulgata (common limpet), 1230 nucleotides. RefSeq names its product oligoribonuclease, mitochondrial. Gene Ontology annotation, molecular function: 3'-5'-RNA exonuclease activity; nucleic acid binding. Bases 27 to 665 code for a protein of 212 amino acids. Gene Ontology annotation, cellular component: mitochondrion. NCBI's taxonomy places the organism in Eukaryota, Metazoa, Mollusca, Gastropoda, Patellidae. The record is from RefSeq and is a predicted model, not a curated record. The transcript is spliced from 6 exons.